This is a messenger RNA of Caenorhabditis auriculariae, 1125 nucleotides long. Lineage: Eukaryota; Metazoa; Nematoda; Chromadorea; Rhabditida; Rhabditidae. The record is from the annotation of a GenBank genome assembly.
AUGUACAUUCCUGCUUUCAUUGGAGCAACGUUGGCCUUGGUUCAUUUAUCCAGUCAGUGUGCAAGAACUGUUCCAGGAGACACUGCCACGACUCCUCCAACGUCAGUUACAACUGUUGCACCUGGAACAGGUAAACUUCAUCAGAAAUCCCAAAAAAAUCAAUUUGAUUAUUCUCAUAUCUAGGCUGUAAAUCUUGCACGGAUGCCACUCCCACGAUUAUUGCCGAAAGUGUUGGAACGAAACCGUUCACCAGUAUGACAAUCGACCCCUCUGGCACCUGUUCCAUUUACCAUUUCGUCUGCGAUGGAAACGAACCCGGAGAUGCUGUCAUUAUUUCGGUUUGUUGUUUUUAGUUCUCUGCUAUUUUUUCUGCACGUCUUAGAUCCUAUUUUUUAAAAGUUUUUUUGAGGAUCAAUCACAUAUAGUUUUCAAUUCAGAACAAUGAAGCUUUAUAGAUCGAAUCGAAGCUUUGAUACUUCCUAAAUUUCAGAUGUAGAAUCAAAUCAAACAAAAAAAUUGAAAAAUUUUAUUUUUUUCUGGUAGAGUUGAGAAGCUUCUUGAGCUAUCAUCUCAAGCGGAAAAAUAUCAUUCUUAACGGUACUGAAACGCCAGAACUUGACUGAAACGCGAAAAUCUUCUAAUCUGAGAAGUUGAAUCCUCGGAUUCCGCGAUUUUUUGUUGAACUCCAAUCGUAGCAACACUCUCUCUCUUUUGUAGAUUCCCAAAGCAUUUCUUUCAGACCUUUAAAAAAAACUUCUCUAAAAUAAUAAUGAGCAACAAGGAAGAACUUUCAUAGUACAAAAUUGUCAUUCUGUUUUCUCAAUAUUUCCCAGAAUUUUCUACUUUCUCUGAAUUUAAGUCAAUAAUUUUCCUAUCUUUAAGUUGUAGAGUUUAAACUUUGAAUUUCUCAACCGAUCACAUUUUUACUUAUCUCGUAUGACUUUAAAUUUAAUUUCCGUACGAACCUCAAAGAAAUAACCGAACCUUUUUUUUCAGUACAACCGUGACGCUGCUGGAACUGAUCAGGGAAAUGAUAAGCUCGUAAGCGAUCUUUUGUGUAACGAUCAAGGACAAUGGACAAAGAGUAACAUUGUCAUCACCGAGAUUGAAUGCCAAUCUACAUAA